CUUCUCUCUCUUGGAGUGAUCCAGCAUCUCCUAUAUGCUAUGGGCAACAGAGAACACACUGAUGCCCAAAAACAAGCCAGCCUUGCCUUGGAGCACUUUGUCCGCUCAUUCCCAGUUAUAGAGGAACAUGUGCAGAGAGUCAUGGGCAGUAGGCUGUUUGCAGCCUUUAUGCACAAAGCUGAGACUUUGUACAUGAAUCUGGACGAAGCACAAGCAGAAAUCCUGCUAACUAACAAAGUUAACAUCUCUGAAGUUUUGGAUGGUGACAACUCCGAAGGCUGACCAGAGGAACACUU
Molecule: messenger RNA, 296 nt
Organism: Xiphias gladius (swordfish)
Lineage: Eukaryota; Metazoa; Chordata; Actinopteri; Istiophoriformes; Xiphiidae
Product: armadillo-like helical domain containing protein 1
Exons: 4
Coding region: 40-282 (80 amino acids)
Source: RefSeq, a predicted model, not a curated record